GUCCUCCCAUUCUCUCACCGCUCAUGCGCGGCUCAGGGAUCACUGAUCUACGGAAAGAGCCGAAGAUGUCGGCUCGGUCAUGUGAUCAGCUGUGUCCAAUCACAGCUGAUCACAUGGGACAUGUACACUGAUCAUCAGGGCACUGAUGAUCAGUGUGCCCUGAUGAUCAGUGUGGCCCCAGAAGUGCCAUCAGUGCUGCCUGUCAGUGCCAGUCAGUGCCGCCUAUCAGUGUGCAUCAGUGCCGCCUAUCAGUGCCCGUCAGUGCCGCCUAUCAGUGCCAGUCAGUGCCCACCCAACAGUGCCAGUCAGUGCCGCCUAUCAGUGCUGCUUUUCAGUGCCCAUCAGUGAUGCCUGUCAAUGCCUAUCAGUGCCACCUACCAGUGCCUCCUCAUCAGUG
Messenger RNA from Staurois parvus, 397 nucleotides. The record is from the annotation of a GenBank genome assembly. Lineage: Eukaryota; Metazoa; Chordata; Amphibia; Anura; Ranidae.